GCUUUGCUACUUUACAGUGAGUGGCACACACUCUUAAAUCACAGAUCCAAAGCUUUCCACUUCUUGGAUUCUUUCUCUCUCUCUCUACUUUCCCGAGAAAAUUCAACUUCCCAGGAAAAUAAAAAUCCCUCUUCUUUGCAAGAAACCCCCCCCCCCCCGCCCUUCAUUCCCAGGAUUGCCUUCUUGGCAAGAAAUCAAUCGUCUUUUCUUGAUUCUAAGAAAACUCAGUUUUUUUUAUACACUUUUCAACAAGCUUCUUUUUUCUUUUUAACAAUCAAUGGUAUCAAAAUAGUUCCUUUUUUUCUUUCUCCCUUGAAUUCAAGAAAAACCCAGUUUUUUUAUAAUAUAUUAUUUAUUGAAAAGUUUUUUUUUCUGGAGGGGUUAAUUCAAUGGCUUCAAGAGAAGUAUCAACAAUGAUAAAACAAGGGUUUAUUUCAGACCCAACACUCUCUUUAUCUUUCUCUCCAUCAAGAACAACUCUCUCAUCAAGACCCUAUUCUCCUUCCUCAUCUCCUCCUCCUCCUCCUCCUCCUCCAACAACAGAGUCAGCUCGGCCGAGUCACAACAACCCGACGCUCUUCGAGAUGAUGUCAGAGGAAGCCCUCCGUGGGUCCAAAACCAUUGAAGAAUCUCGGAAAAAGACCCAACGCCGAGUUGCUAAGUUCCUAACUGAGCUCAAAGCCUAUAACUUCAAGAACGGGGGGCUAGGAUUAAGUGAUGUUAAGCUGACCGUAGUGUCAAGAGAUGGUUAUAGGGUGGCAAUGGAUGUGCACAGGAGGGUUUUGUCUGAGAAAAGCAGGUUCUUUGCUGAAAAGUUGAGUCAAAGGAGAGAGAAAGGAGUGUCUCACACAGUGGAAAUCAGUGAAUGUGAUGAUGUUGAGGUUUAUGUUGAAACUGUUGUUUUGAUGUAUUGUGAUGAUCUAAAGAAGAGGUUGAUUGGUGAAAAUGUUACCAAAGUCUUGGCUUUGCUUAAGGUUUCUGCAGCCAUUAUGUUUGAUGCAGGGAUUAGUUCUUGCUUGGAGUAUUUGGAAGCUGUUCCGUGGUCUGAGGAUGAAGAGGAAAAAGUUGUAUCUCAUCUCAGCCAACUUGAGCUUGAUGGGUCGAUGACUGAAGUUCUUCAGAGAGUAUCAUCUGAACCAUCUACUUCUGCAAGAUCGGAUGGCAUCCUCUUGAACCUUCUUAGUGGUGUUCUUCAAGCCAAGGAUGAUAAAGCUCGUCGAGAAAUGAAGACCCUUUUUUCACGGUUACUUAGAGAAGAUUCAUUUGAUGAUGACAAUCGGUUUGAUGUCUCGAAAGACACCCUUUAUCAUCUCUGUCAUAGAUGUCUCAGUUCUCUUGUUCUCUGCUUAUCUGAAGCUACGGCAAUUGACAGUAGUAGGCGAGAUCGAGGAGUUUUAAUGGCUGAAAUAGCUCGAGAAGCUGACAAUUUGCAGUGGAUCGUUGAUAUUCUAAUAGAAAAGAGAAUGGCAAACGACUUUGUGAAAUUGUGGGCAGAUCAAAGGGAACUUGCAGAGCUUCAUUCAAAGAUCCCUACCAUGUACCGGCACGAAAUCAGUAGGAUCACCGCUCAACUAUGUAUUGCAAUAGGUAGAGGAAACAUCUUGGUAGGUAAAGAAAGCCGGUUCUUGCUGCUGGCGACAUGGUUGGAAGCACUUUAUGAUGAUUUUGGGUGGAUGAGAAGAGCAUCUAAAUCGGUAGACAAGAAACUAGUAGAAGAUGGAUUGAGCCACACAAUUCUUACGCUAUCUAUGAGGCAACAACAGGCUAUUUUGCUGAAGUGGUUCGACCGAUUUCUGAAUAAAGGGGAUGAUUGUCCCAAUAUCCAGAGAGCAUUUGAAGUUUGGUGGAGAAGGGCUUUCAUUAGACAAUACACUGAUGCGGAGGAUAGUUCCCAGUUGCAAAUAACCGUCUGCAGCUACCCAAGUUAAACCAAAGCCGAAUGGUGUAUCCCCAUAUCAACUGAUAUUCUUUUUUUGUAAUUUGUCAUCCUUUCCUUUUAUCUCCACAUUUUUAUUUUUGUUUUUGUUUUGUUUUCCUUUUGGACCAAAUGAGAGUUUUUGUUCUUACUGAAACAACGUUUAUCUUCUAUUGAUGGGGAAGGAGCUCCAGCUGAGGUCCUCUACUUGUAGAUACACCUGUCAAUUGAGCAGGUUGAUUAAUUUUGGGGUUAUUCAAUUUAGGUUUAAAUUUUCAAAGUUCAA
Molecule: messenger RNA, 2201 nt
Organism: Gossypium arboreum
Lineage: Eukaryota; Viridiplantae; Streptophyta; Magnoliopsida; Malvales; Malvaceae
Product: BTB/POZ domain-containing protein At5g60050
Exons: 2
Coding region: 390-1928 (512 amino acids)
Molecular function (GO): protein binding
Source: RefSeq, a predicted model, not a curated record